Messenger RNA from Entrophospora sp. SA101, 210 nucleotides. The record is from the annotation of a GenBank genome assembly. NCBI's taxonomy places the organism in Eukaryota, Fungi, Glomeromycota, Glomeromycetes, Entrophosporales, Entrophosporaceae.
AUGGUUUCAAUUGAUAUGCCAGCUGGUCCAUCUGAACUUUUAGUGAUAGCUGAUAACACAAGCAUUCCAGCAUAUGUUGCAUCAGAUCUUUUAUCACAAGCUGAACAUGGGACAGAUUCUCAGGUGGUUUUGGUAAUGGUUUCAAUUACACCUGAACUUCUUAUAAAAAUUGAACAAGAAAUCAAUGAUCAAGCAAAAAAAUUGCCAAGA